Molecule: messenger RNA, 1096 nt
Organism: Humulus lupulus (European hop)
Lineage: Eukaryota; Viridiplantae; Streptophyta; Magnoliopsida; Rosales; Cannabaceae
Product: pathogenesis-related thaumatin-like protein 3.5
Exons: 2
Coding region: 170-922 (250 amino acids)
Biological process (GO): defense response
Cellular component (GO): extracellular region
Source: RefSeq, a predicted model, not a curated record
AAAAGCCUCCUAAUCCCAAAUUUCAACUUGCAUCACCAACAAAAACAAUUACAAACAUAAUUUUCUCAGCUUCUCUCCUCAUCAUCAUCGUCGUCGUCGUCGUCGUCUCCACCACUUGUCCAACGUCGAUCCACUCUUCUUCGUUCUUCUUCACCACCCAAAGUCACUUAUGGCCAUUACCAGUCCCACCCUACUACACCUUCUUCUGCUCCUCCUUUUCUCUUUAGGAAAUGUGGGGUACGGAACUGUAUUCACGCUCCAAAACCAUUGCAGCUACACAGUAUGGCCAGGGACACUAUCGGGAAACGGAGCGGGGAUUCUCGGCGAUGGCGGUUUCGUCUUACCGUCCGGUGAGUCAGUGCAUCUCACAGCACCACCGGGUUGGUCGGGCCGGUUCUGGGGCAGGACUCAAUGCAACUUCGACGAGUCUGGUAAUGGAAAAUGCGAGACUGGAGACUGUGGCCCGCUAAAAUGCACCGGGGGUGGAGCCCCGCCUGUCACCCUGGUCGAAUUCACGAUCGGGUCAGCCUCAACUGACAAGGAUUUCUACGACGUCAGCCUCGUCGACGGUUACAACGUCGGGAUGGGAGUCAAGGCCGUGGGAGGAAGUGGCGAUUGCCAGUACGCCGGCUGCGUGAACGACUUAAAUGGGAACUGCCCUGCGGAGCUUCGGGUCACGGAUUCGGGUUCGGGUUCGAUAAUCGCGUGUAAAAGCGCGUGCGCGGCUUUCAACGCGCCGGAGUUUUGCUGCACCGGAGACUACGCGACGCCACAAACAUGCUCACCAUCGCAGUACUCGGCCAUGUUCAAGAGCGCGUGUCCUACCGCGUACAGUUACGCUUACGACGAUGCGUCCAGUACCUGUACCUGCUCCGGGUCGAAUUACUUGAUCACGUUUUGCCCAACCGGGUCAUCUGUUUGAUGAACCUUCGUAUUAUAGGAAUGAGGCUUUCUUAAAUUAUAUGUUUGUACGAGUUUAAUUAGCAUUCCGAGCCUAUGUGAUCGAUAAAGCUAAGCUACUGUUUUAAUUUAUAUAUUUAUUUUUCAUUGGAUUAGAUCUGAUAAUUAGCAUGAUCAAUUAAUUAAUUAUUGACAA